Molecule: messenger RNA, 1176 nt
Organism: Sclerotinia sclerotiorum 1980 UF-70
Lineage: Eukaryota; Fungi; Ascomycota; Leotiomycetes; Helotiales; Sclerotiniaceae
Exons: 1
Coding region: 1-1176 (391 amino acids)
Molecular function (GO): dioxygenase activity
Source: RefSeq, a predicted model, not a curated record
AUGUCCACCACCACAACCGAAACUAUCGUGACAUCAGUCCAAGAUGCUGCUCAAUCGCCGCAAGAUCUAAAACAAUAUGACUUUGAUCGCCUUCCAAAGUACACACAUCCACCAGAGACUAAGGAUGACCUUCCUUGGGCUGAACUCGUGACGCUAGACCUCUCAGACUUCAACAAUGAAGGAGGAAAAGAACGUCUUGCCAAACAACUUGAACACGCCGUUCACCAUGUCGGUUUCUUCUACGUGAAAAACUUUGGUCUCAGUCAAGAUCAAGUAGAUCGUCAAUUUACACUCGCCAAGAACUUCUUUACACUUCCCGUGGAAGAAAAAGAAAAGUACGAAGUCAACUAUGCAGCCGCUGAUUACAACGGCUGGCGACGAAACAAUCAUCAUACCGUCGGAGGAGUAAAAGACAACAUCGAAAUGUACAAUAUUCCCAAAUUCACCAAAGAUUUUGAAGGAAAAUAUCCACAUCCUCCUUUAAUCCAAGCUCAUCUUCCCGAGAUUGAAGUUUUCUCAAAAGCUCUUCAUUCAAAUGUCGUUUUACCUUUACUUCGUCUCUUCGCCAUCAUCCUUCAACUUCCAGAUGAAGAAUAUCUCGUUAAACAACAUACUUACGACAAGAAAAGCGAAGAUCAUUACCGCUACAUGAUUUAUCACAAGCGAACACCAGAAGAACACGAAGCAAGCGGCUACGGCCAAACAACCGGACACACUGAUCUCGGCACCGUAACUCUCCUCUUCCGCCAACCAGUUGCGGGACUCCAAAUCCUCGGCGACGACGGAAACUGGACUUCCGUAUCCGCACAACCAGGCACUAUUACCGUUAACCUCGCAGAUACAAUCUCGCACCUAACAGGAGGCUGGCUCAAAUCCUCUAUCCAUCGCGUCGUUGCGCCGCCCAAAGAUCAGUGGGAAUAUGAACGUACGGGACUUUUGUAUUUUGCUAGACCGCAUAAUGAUACUAUUUUGAAACCGAUUUUGGAUUCUCCUGUGCUGAAGGAGGCGGGUGUUAAACCGAGGUUUGAGAAGGAGGUUACGAUGGAGGAGUGGGUUAGGGCGAAACAGAGGUUGCAGUUGAAUCCGGAUGUGGCGAGGAAGUUGUAUCAGGAUAAUGAGGAUGGGACGAGGACGGUGGAGGUUCUGGCUGGGUUUAGGGAUAGGACUUAUAAGUAA